AUGGGCAACAAGCUGUCCUGCAGCUGCGCGCCCCUUAUCAGGCGGGCCUACCGCUACGAGGACUCGCCCUGGCAGCCGGUCAACAGGACCGGCGUCGGCCCCGGAGGAGGCCGCAGGGGGGACACAGGCCACUUGCUCAGGUGCGGAAGCUUAAGAGAGAGGAAGAGAUUAUGGGCCGAGGUCUUUCACGUCAGCUCCAGCGGCACCGGGACCUUUAAGUGGCAGCAGGUGUCCGAGGACCUGGUGCCCGUCAAUAUCACCUGCGUCCAGGACUCCCCAGAGUACGUCUUCCACAUUACGGCUUACAACAGUCAGGUGGAUAAGAUUCUCGACCUGCGGCUCGUCCAACCAGGCACCAGGAUCAGCCAGGCGUCCGAGUGUUUCGUGUAUUGGAAGGAUACGAUGACCAAUGACACCUGGGGGCUGAACUUCACGUCCCCCAUUGACGCCAAACAGUUCCGAGAGUGCUGCUCUCCUUCGUCCAAGUUCUCGAGGAAGGCGUCAUCUUCGUAUUCGUUGAAGCUGGAGCCCCCAAAUAAGCAGAAAAUGAAGACUCGACGAAAGCCCGUCUCGACUCCUGCAUCCCCGAGCAGAUCCAAAGGACCGCAAUGCACCUGCAUGACGGCCGAGCAAUUUGCAAGGCUCAGAAGUCAAGACCCCAGAUACCGAGGUACUCGCUCUAAUUCGACAUGCGCUUCCACCCUGCCAAGAACUAUGGCGAGAUCGACGGAAAUCGAAGUCACACCAGGUCGUGACAAAAUUACUGCAGCCACUUCGAGUGCUUCUCUUUACGACAACGUCAACAACGCCAGUUCAACGCCAGGAAAAGCGGCCCGCAGUGGAGACUCGAUCAAACAAAAGGACAAACAGCAGCAAAACGAAACGUGCCAAACUACACCAAAGACUUUCAACGUUGCCAUCGGAACGGUCACCGUUGGAUCCCAGAUCGAAAGCCCAGAGGACAAGGGGACGACGAUCUCGCCAAAGAAGUCGCAGAAGUCGCAGAACCAAGACACGUCCACUCGAGAAAACGGGACGGAGCGCGAAUCUCUGAAAUCGGAAGGGACUCAAGCAGGAGGAACUCUCCAGGGUAAAUCGAUGCGCAAGGAGCAACUGCAUCACACCAAGUCGGCGGACUAUACGGAGCUCGAGAUGCAAAACGGCAACAUAUUCAACAUCGUGAACAACAAUCACAGUGCCCGGAAGUCGAAGAGCAAGAGCACCGACGACAUGAGAAUAGAGAAUGCGCAGAACGGCGGCAUCAGCUUGGACUCGAACACCUUGAAGAGGAUGUUGAAGCCCAUGACCAGUAUAGACAGUCCGGUUACGUCGCCGGAAAUGACCAGGAAGAGACACGUGCACCACGGUUACCAUUAUCACCCCAGUAACAAUAAUCUGCACAAGUACGUCGGUUCCGAGGCGGAAAACGAAAACUAUGCCAACCCUUAUCGGAGCGUGUACAACAACAAGUUUCAAGGGUCGAGGAUGAUGCACGAAUCGGGCAGACAGUACACCGGUGCGAUUACGGUCAUACUUUAUCAUCUCUCGCGUAAUGCAUUCAUAGGUGACGUGUCCCCUCCGUCGGACAACGUAAUUUUCGACAAUCAGUGCUACGCGACGACACCGAGCUCCUCCAAUGGGAACUCCGACAUGGAGCAACCGAACAUGCACUGCGGAUCUCGUCGCUGCAACGGAGGGCAGAUGUAUCAACCACAAAACAUGCAGUCGGUCUCUACCCCCGGAAGUCCGACCAGCAGGCUUCUCCUGGAGUACGAGAUGCACCUGAGGAACACCCUGGCCAAGGGGAUGGACGCCGAGAGCUACAGUCUGCACACCUUCGAGGCGUUGCUCACCCAGAGCAUGGAGAAUUUAGAGUUCGCCGAGAACCUCCCGCUGAACGUCCAACGCACGCCGCAAGCUUCUCGAAGGCGCUCGAGUUCCAACAACAAGUCAUCGACGAUGCCGCUGUCCUAUCGAUACUGCACCGAGAGGCAAAACAGCAAAGACCGUGACGGCUAUUACAGCGACCGGAACGAAAUCGCGCGAGAAAGACGGGAGCGAGACAUGGAGCGAGAUCGAGGAUACCUCAGUGAUUACAAUUCAAGAUGUGCCAGCUGUAUUGGGGAAUCGGCCCGGGCCCAGUGGUUCCGGCAUUCGGACGGCUGGCAGUCAGGAAGUUCGACUCUCGGUUCCGGAGCCUCCAGCUCCAUGAACCCUGGAUACGCAUCGCACAAAAGGGACUCCCCUUGGGAUUCCCUUCCUUCUCUGAGACACGAAGGAAGCCUCAACGACAGCGGGUACAAGUCGAACCGAACGGAUUCCUUCGAGCAGCGGUAAGAUUCCUGGAUCGAGAAGGAGGAAAAGCGGAAAAUACGUCUGCGAUGUGAACCCUUUGCUAAUCACUGUUCCAGGGGCACAUUCGACAGACAGGACAGCGUCAGGUCGGACUACAUGUCGGACAGAGACGGCAGAUACGGGAUCGUGCAACAGGCGUCUCUCGAGAGCACGGAUUCGAGGCUCUGCUAUCUUACGUCUUCGGAGAUGUCCGACGACGAUCGAAUGUCCCUGACGACUGCCGUAAGCGACGACGACGACGGGGAAAGUGCCAUCAACUCGCCGUACCGCGGAAAACAGCCAGGAACCGCUGCGGCCUCCUUCAAUUGCACCGGUGCAGUGCGCAAAGCAGGAUUCCUCAGCGUAAAGAAAUGGCUGCUGCGCAAGAAGCACCAGAUAGAAUUGGCCAGGAAACGCGGCUGGAAGGGUUACUGGGUCUGUUUGAAAGGAACUACUCUCCUUUUCUAUCCUUGCGACUCCCACGAGAGCAGGGCCGUCGAGACGGCGCCGAAGCAUCUGAUCAUCGUAGACGGCGCCAUUAUGCAGCCGAUCCCCGAGCAUCCUAAAAGGGAUUACAUUUUCUGCUUGAGCACGGCGUUCGGCGAUGCUUACCUCUUCCAGGCUCCGUGUCAAGUGGAACUGGAGAAUUGGGUCAACAGCAUUCACUCGGCGUGCGCGGCGGCGUUUGCCCGCCAUCGAGGGAAGACCGGAACCCUCCACUUGCUGCAAGAAGAGAUCUUCCGGCUGGAGAAGGCCAUAGAGUCGGACCACAAGCUGAAGCACAUGGCGGACCUGCAGCAGUCGGUGGUCUCCGAUGUGGAGACCAAGCAACAGAUCAACAACCAGAUCGUCCAGUGGGAGGAAAACCUGGAGAGGCUGCAUUGCGAGCAGUUCCGGCUAAGAUGCUACAUGGCCAGCUUGCAGAACGGGGAGCUUCCAAAUCCAAAGAGCCUGCUGACGCACGUGUCGCGAGCGACCAAGCAGACCUUAAACAAGCUCGGGGUCUUCACCGUGUCGUCCUUCCAUGCGUUCAUCUGCGCCAGAAGUCCAUCCUUGCUGAACAACCUCCUCGCCGGACGAGGCGCCACCAAGAGACGACCACCCUUGUUGUCCAGGUCGAAUAGCGGGUCCAGCAGGAGGUCCUUGCAGAUAUCCUCAAGGGACGAGGAAAAGUCCGUCAAGGUCUCGGUGCCCGACAACCAGCUCGUCUCGGUGUUCCUGAGGGAUGGCAUGACGGUGGAGGAGUUUCUGGCCAGUGCCUGCAGCAGGAAGGGUCUCAGCCCCAUGGAACACUUCGUCCGGGUGAAGAAGCGUCGCGACAUGGAGGACCACAACUACUUCGUUCCCCACCGAACGGACUCCAUAGAGACCUACCUCCACACCCACGAAGUGGUGGAGGUCUGCGCCAAGAUCCUUUACCAGGUCGAGCUGCAGCGGAACACCCUGGAGCAGAUGUGGGGAUUCUCCGUGGAGGCGGAGCUGAUCGAGAACGCGGACCGUCAGGAUGAGCUCUGUUGCUACGUCAGCAGGGUGGAGGACAAGAGCGUCGCGAUGCAGAACGGGAUUAUCAAGAGCGACGAGAUCAUGGUGAUCAACGGGGCCAUCGUCAGCGACCUGGACAUGAUGUACCUCGAGAGCGUGCUCCAAGAGGAGCUAGCCUUGUGCAUGAUGAUGCGCUCUUCCAGAACCGAGCCCCCGGAUCUCUCCGGCAUCAUGAGGGUCACCGACGAGAUCAUCGAGAGUUUGGUUUGUCCACCACCGCCUUCGGAUCCACCCGUUAUCAGCGAGGAGAUGAUCUCCGGCCUCAUCGUCCCUGCUCCGGGAUGGAGUAAAGGGGGCAUGCUUCAAGAGUGCUCCGCCCUCUCGCAUUUGGACAAUGGGAAGCAAACUUCGAGGACAAAUUCCUUCGAGAUAGAGAACCUGUUGAAAACUGCCGAGCAGGUCACCGGGAUUUGUCGGUCCCCAGGAGAGACCCGGAAGUCCAGCCCGACCGGAAGCGUGGUCAGCUCUCAGUCGCAAACUUUGACCCCGAGUAGGCAGCUGAGCGACGCUGAAAAGCUCAAGAAAGUGAUCCUAGAACUAGUGGAAACUGAGCGAACUUACGUCAAGAAUUUGAAUAACUUGCUGGAGAAUUACCUGGAGCCUCUGAAGCGCGAAACCUUCCUGUCGAAUGCCGAGAUAAACGCGCUCUUUGGGAACAUCCAGGAGAUCGUCACCUUUCAGCGACAGUUUCUGCAAAAUCUGGAUCAUGCCGUCGAGAUGGAAGCGGACUUCAGCAAUUUUGACCAUCCAAGUCAAUUUAAGGGUGUCCUCUUUUCCAUUGGAAGUGCCUUCUUAUACUAUGUAAAUCACUUCAAGCUAUACAGCUCGUUCUGUGCCAGUCACUCGAAGGCUCAGAAAGUUUUACAUCCCAAUGAGGGUAAUCAAGCCUUGCAAGAAUUUUUGUCGGCGAGGAAUCCAAGGCAACAACACUCCUCGACCCUCGAGUCGUAUUUAAUCAAGCCUAUUCAAAGAAUAUUAAAGUAUCCGUUGCUGCUGCAACAGCUGAGAAACCUCACGGAUGAACAAAGCGAAGAACACCAGCACCUGAUCGAGGCCCUUAAGGGAAUGGAAAAAGUAGCCGAGCACAUAAACGAAAUGCAACGAAUCCACGAAGAGUACGGGGCUAUUUUCGACCACUUAUUUAGGCAACACCAAAAGUCCUGCAAACAACCGAUUGAUCUAAGUCCCGGAGACUUGCUGUACUACGGUGGAGUCGAGUGGCUGAACAUUUCCGAUUUUCUUGGGAAAAUCAAAAAGGGACUCGAGCUGCACGCCAUGUGCUUCGUCUUUAAAUCCGCAGUAGUGUUUCUGUGCAAGGAGAGGUUAAGGCAGAAGAAGAAGCUCAUGGGUGUCUCUACGAAAGCAAACUCCAGCGAGGUAGAAAUCAUUCGCUACCAAGUCUUAAUCCCCGUGACAGAAGUCCAAGUCAGGGCGAGCUCUGCUAAGGACAUGGAGUCGCACUUCUUGUGGGAAUUGAUACACUUGAGGAGUCAAUUGCAAAGGCGAUCCGAAAAAGUCUACGUUCUGUCCAACAGCACGACGGAGUUCCGAAACGCCUUCCUGAAGACCAUCCGUCAGAUAAUUCGCGAGUCCGUGAGAAACAUGAGCAUCCCAUCGACGAAACAGAAUCUCAAUCAGCCCCCCAUGUCGAUUUCUCCUCGCCUCUCGAGCGGCCAUGUGGAGAAGUUUGACAAACACGCGGUACAAAGUCAAGUCCAAAACGGAAACGGCACCGGCCCGAGUUCCGGGACCCUCUCGAAAAGGGCGGCCAAGCAACAGCAGCACCAGCACCAGCACCACACGCACAAGAGAAAGUACAGUCAUUCGAAGCAAGAUCGCGACCAGGAUGGCGCGGAGGCGAAGGACGCGGAGGAACCGGCCGUCAUCUGCCAACAAACGGCUUUUCGGUCAAGAAGCAAAACCAUUAGCGACACCUCAGGUGAGGUAAAGAUCGAUGUGGACUCCGGCGCUAAGUCCGAGGGCGAGGAAGACUCGCAGGCUUUUUUAGGUGAGAAAAAAGCCAACUUGGGCCGCACGCCGAAUCACCUGACAUUGAGCACGACCUCGACCAUUUCGGCUGGGAGCACCGGAAGUCAAGCCAGACUGAUCCAAUCCUCGCACCAGCCCGAGAAUUACCAGCCCAUCGUGAUCAAAGACCUCGGUUCGCCCGUCUGGAAGCCGCGGGAGUUGCCAUCGCUGGGAGAGGCGACGACUUUGCCGCGAAAGGGGAAAUCGGCGGGCGAAUUUGCGGAGAUGAGCUCGGCACAUAGCGCCUCGCGGAAAUCUCUCGUAGAAAUCAAUAAUUGUGCUCAACAAUCUAACGUUAAUAAUCACGUUUAAUUCGGCCCCGUUGGGCGAGGUGAAGCCUCGCCCCGGGAAGAUUCUUUCAAACCGCGGAAAGGAUGGACCCGAUGGCCAAACGAUACAUUUUCCUCGGGAUUUCCUACCCGAUGUACGAUGCGUUUCAAAGUUACCUCCUUAUUAUUUGCCAAUGAAUCGACCACUAGAAUGUGGGACGGCAUGAUCACCCUUCGCGGUCGAUUCGAAUUGAAAGAAAUCUCGUACGAUAUCAAGGAGAGCCAUUUGAUCCCAUUGCCUGUAACAACCCCUUCGCGAUCCUCCCUUCUUGCAUACUAAUUGCGAGGGUCCUUACCCUCUUGAAAUUCCAUAAUUCUUCUUUGAAAGGACGAUUAACCAAGCGAUAACGUUAUAGGAUCGAGCCUCCGUAAUCGCUGCAUAUUGCAUUUCCAUAACAUGUGUGUUCGAUCGAGGAGAGGAUUCAUAGGAACGUUAAAUGGCGUCCUUAAGUGUCAUUACCGACCUCGAUUGCCGUUUCCGGGUUAUCGGCACGCUCUGGAAGAGCGAUAACGAGUCCAUUUAAUCUAGCCGAGCGCCGAUCGUAAUCGCGCCCUAUUAAUCGACCUCCCUUAUCGGCAUUACUUAUCCUCGGGAUAAAUGCAUCGCGACAUUCGGUCCCUCCUCUCUGCCGUUCCUAGCAUUAUUAUGAGAUACUAUGUAACACACUUAACGUUAGUACUCUUUGCUGUCCGGGCUGCGUACGAAUCGUGGCAAUAUACCUAUGUCCGUUCUUCGAAUUCAGUCAAGUUGAUUUCCAGUUGUCUUCCACUUAUAUCGAGUGUCACGCCGAGAAGAGCCCAAGAAAGGGGACGAAAACGGGGCAGCGGAUCUUAGCGAGCGCGAAAUUCGAAUUUCGAGGUCUCAGCUUAUCAAUCCGCUAUCUCAUUACCUCUAUACUUUACAAGCGACCGCUCGAGCGCGUUUGCAUCCUCGACAAUUGGUCCCGUUUCGUUGUACUCGAUUUCUUAGCAAGACUCAUGAUUUGCAAUCCGACGCGCUUCGUACUUUACCUCGAGGUGGAUUCGAGUUUUCGUUUGAUUUAUCUGUGAUAUCGGCAAGGUAUUCCGUUAAGUUAGGGGAUAACUUUAAUUCGAGUUAGAAGGGCACGAUGUUAGACUGGGUUCGUUCGACUCGAUGGAAAGGGAUCGGCCGAGAAUACGAAGGAACACAGGGAUUCGGCUCCCGGAGCUCGUCUUGGUCUUCCUCGUGACCUUGAAAUUAGAACUCUUCCUCCGACAGUUCCGGACAGCAUCCGAGAUGGUCGACUCUGUAUAUAAUGUAAUAACGAUAACUAUUAACGGCGCCGAUCUCGAUGGCGAUCCGGAUAGAGUUAUGGGUAUCGCUAUCGAGGCGGCGUUUCCGACCGACUAAGGUCGACUUAAGCUCGUUUACGCGCACGAAUCCGCCGGAAUUUUUUUCACUCUUUUCCCACGCAUCACUUGUCUCGUUGCGUAAGCGUAAACGCUCCUCUGGUCGCGUGCAUCGGUUUAACGAUUUAUCAAAGAGGGAUUUUCCCGACACAGCCUGCCGUUCCGUGUACGGGACUUCAAGUACCCAGAAAUAUUGAGCAACUUCUCGGAAAGUGUAAUAUUAAUUGAACAAUAGGAACGAGUUAUCUAAUGCAGAGAGGUUUACGCUUAACGGCGGAAAGUCCUUCGCAAGGACUUAUCAGCGGUCAUACGGAGAUUAAAGAUUUAACGAGUACGCCUCUCGCGGAGGAGGCUCUUACGUUGGAGGAAAUAUCGGAGAAAGGGUGGAAAAAGGUGAAAAAGAUGGGGCGACCAAUGUGCGAUAACGACGUUAGGCUUAAACGUUAGGUCGGCGAACCGGGCGAGCUUAACGCGACGUCAUACGAGCGCCUGACUUGCGCAGGAAAUAACACUCGAAUUGAUAUAUGAAACUAAGGAUAUCUGGAAACUAUGUAACCUUGUUAAUUGAUAUAUUGCGAUAAGAAGUAACGAUGUCGGAGAUUAUUUCGUGUAAAUUAGAAGGCAGAAAGUAUCGAUAUACCUUAACUAUAGGAGCAUCUCUGCGUAAGAUUAAGAUACACAUAGAUAACACGAUGUUAAUUAGUUUGCAGCACGUGGCAUCCUUCGAGUGACUUAAAGUCGGUACGCUCGUAUUGAACGAUUAAACGACCGAGAGCAGACUCAUCUCGGCGGAAGGGUUGGAAACUUCCCUUAGCGCGUUCGCUUAUUCGCUUCUUUACCUAAGUCCUUCGCUAUCGAUGGCAAUUCUUAACCUGGGUUUAACGAAAUCUCCCUUCUCGACCAAGAGUUAAGUUAAAGUGGGCUCGUGAGUGAUCGGUGAUCGAUCGCGAUGCCAAUAACCACGUCGAUAGUUGAUUCGAUCGUCCUUACAACCCUCGUAUGGGCAACCUUAAAUUCGAUCUUAAUCGUAAGAGAUGUCAGAAUCAAUUUCGACAGAAGUUUCCGACGGAAAGUAUUGUAACAUCUUCCUUUGACAUCGAUACAAUGCCAAUAACCACGUCGAUAGUCCUUACAACCCUCGUAUGAGCAACGUUAAAUUCGAUCUUAACCGUAAGAGAUGUCAGAAUCAUUUUCGACAGAAGUUUCCGGCGGAAAGUAUUGUAACAUCUUCCUUUGACAUCGAUACAAUGGAACUUUUGGUAGAGAUUGCGAACCAUGGGAUGAUUAAAGGCCAAGACUAGGCACGGACAUCCGAGGGAGUUCGAAAAUUCCUUGUCAAAAUCCGCCGAAACGCGUAUUCCCUAAUUUCACGCUGGAAGGAUGUUCAUCCUUGAUGAAUGAUCGACUGGACGUAUUCCCCGGUUUCAUUAGUCUUCCACGAGUAUUGGCAUUUUCGUCGAUUUUGACAAUAUCUUUUUGAACGCGCUUUUUCUCCUCUCGUCGAGUUCUGUCGGGGCACGAGACCGUGCUAGCGUAAACUCUUAAAAUACUCUCCAUAAUUAUGUAUGAAAGUAAUGACCUGCAAGGUGGAAACGCGCAAUGGCUUCGGCUCGAAAGAAAGCUACGAUGCGACCGGUCUCUGCUCAAUAUAUUUAUAAAGUAAUCGUCUAGAAUACUCGUGUAUCUCGGUGGGGAAAUGUUAGAGACAGGGAACGCUACCGAAAGAUUCGAAAUACGUAACAUUGACGCCUUGCCUUUCCAUUCGGCGACAUGGCAAGCCAUUAAAUACAUACACGGAGAGAAGCUAAAUCGCCGCUCGACAGAACUUGCCUCGAGGAACCACAAAGACUCCUUUUAAAUCGCUCUAACAAGGAAGGUAUCCCAGAUCAACCUCUCCGAUUUCAUUUCUUUUACAAUAUGUCAUAGUAGACUAAAAACUAAUCG
Molecule: messenger RNA, 9548 nt
Organism: Orussus abietinus
Lineage: Eukaryota; Metazoa; Arthropoda; Insecta; Hymenoptera; Orussidae
Gene: sif
Product: protein still life, isoform SIF type 1
Biological process (GO): positive regulation of axonogenesis; small GTPase-mediated signal transduction; activation of GTPase activity
Cellular component (GO): synapse; membrane
Molecular function (GO): protein binding; guanyl-nucleotide exchange factor activity
Source: RefSeq, a predicted model, not a curated record